Messenger RNA from Drosophila novamexicana, 2901 nucleotides. Its product is annotated as proteoglycan 4-like. NCBI's taxonomy places the organism in Eukaryota, Metazoa, Arthropoda, Insecta, Diptera, Drosophilidae. The record is from RefSeq and is a predicted model, not a curated record. The transcript has 2 exons. The coding region runs from base 67 to 2850 and encodes 927 amino acids.
AAUAAACAGAGAAGAGAGAGAAGAAAGCUAAGAAAAAAAAUAAAAACGAAGCAAAUUCAAUGUAAUAUGGAAGAUUAUAGAAAAAAAACCGAGGUUUUACGUGAAAAGUACAAGGAAUAUCUGAAACCAAUAGAUCCGUUGCGACCACUUGGUCGUGAGCCCUCCGAGCUGAUGCCGCCGCCUGGUAAAAAGGUGCAAACUUGCUUUAACCUAAAGGAAAAGUUUCCCAGGGGCGAAGAGCUGAUCAGAACGUUGGGCAAACGGACCAUGCUUGAUAGGCUUGAGGAAUAUAAUCAAUUUAAGGUGCCGCUUCAAUGCCCAUGCCAAGCCAUUACCCAAGGCGGCGAUCCAGCCAGAAAGAAGAAGCGCGGAAUUGGCCCAACCAAGGCUAAGAAACCAAAAAAGGAGCCCCAGCAUAUCGUAUGCUCCGUUAACAAUCUGCCCCCCGCCUUUAGCGAUCCGCAACCAAUAUCCCAGCCAACUUCCGUUGACACGAUAGCUACCCGUUAUACGAAUGGCAGCCUGCCGACUGCAGCGCCCGUCGUUAGGAACAUCAAAAGGGAUAAGGAUAUAAGCCAGCAGGCCAUCACCAGCCAGCGCAAGUACAUACGUGCCAAGGCAGCCGAGAUUCAAAAGAAGUCCGUGGCCCUGCAGCAAAAGAUGGCCAAGCCGAAGGCUAGCCCAACGCCGAGGAAGGCACUGCAAAAGAAGCCAAAUGUGGACGAAAGCUUGGGUGGCGUAAAGUUGAAGCGAACUGCCCCAAAGAAGCUACCUUUGCCGAAGAGGCCAGCUGCGUCAAAGAAGGCAUCUGCAUUGAAGAAGCAGCCAAAAAAAACUGCAACAUUCGCUGAGAGCUCAUCGUUGCCGGUCACGCCAAGGAAAACGGCUGGCGGGAAAUCGAACCAGCUGCCAAAUACUUUGAACAUGAUUGGACCGAGCUCGACGCCAACUACGCCGGGCAAACAAUUUAUCCCACAACAGAUGCAGCAGCCAACGACUCCGACCAUGGGAAGAAAUACGUGUGGACUGAAUACGAUGCCAACUACUCCUGGGCAAGCAUUUGUUUCGCAACAGUUGCAACAGCCCAUAACUCCAACGACGGAAAGGUGCUCCUAUGGAUUGAAUCCGAUGCCAACUACUCCUGGGAAGCAAUUUAUGCCGCAACAACCAACAACUCCGACCACGGGUAGGAGUACGUGUGGAGCAAAUUCGAUGCCAAAUACUCCUGGAAAACAAUCUAUUCCACAACAGAUGCAUCAGCCGACAUUUGCGACCAUGCGACGGAACUCUUGUGGGCCUAACUCGAUGCCAACCACUCCUGCCCAGCCCUGUAUACCGCAGCAGAAGCAGCAACCAGCAACGCCAACAGAUGCAAGUCUAUGUGGAAUAACAGCCAAGCGAACCAAUCCAACAAGGCCGAUGAUGCCAGCGCAGAAGCCGCUGCAAACAACUACAACCAUGGAAGGGAACGCAGGUGCCCCUAAUUCCAUGCCAACCUUGGCUGGUCAACAAUUUGUGCCACAACAGAAGCAGCAAACAGAGACACCAAUAGAUGCAAGUUUAUGUGGCAUAACAUCCAAGCGAACUAACCCAACGAGGCCGGUGGUGCCGGCACAGAAACAAGCACAAGUUACUCCAGCGAUGGGAGGGAGCUCAAGUGGACGCAAUUCGAAGCCAACUAUUCCUGCGAAAUCAUUUGUGUCAGAGACGCCAAUAGAUGGAAGCUUAUGUGGCAUAACAUCCAAGCGAACUAAGCCAACCAGGCCGGUGGUGCCAGCACAGAAACAAAUUCAUGCUGCUCCGGCCAUGGGUGGGAGCUCAAGUGGACGCAAUUCGAAGCCAACUUCUGGGCAACAAUAUGUCCCACAACAGAUGCAGCCAGCGAGCUUAAGAGGGAGCUCGUGCGGACCGAUUUCGAUGGCAGCUACUGCUGGGAAAUUAUUCGUUCCACAACAGAAGCCACCACAGCUGACAACGCCAUCCGAUGGAAGUUUGUGUGAACCAACAUCUAAGCGAGCUGGUCCAACGAGGAACGUGGUGCCACCGCAAAAGCAGCCACAAACAACUCUAGCCAUGGGCGAGAAAUCAAUGCCAACUAUUCCUGGACGGUCGUCACUGGCAACAACUGCCUCAAUGGGAGGGAAAUCAUUUGGACUUAACUCAUUGCCAACUAUACCUGGUCAGCAUUCUAAUCCACAGCAGCCAAGGAAGCCGUUCGUGCCACUGCAGAUGCAGCCCUCAACAACGCCCAAUAUGGUUGAUAACUUAUUGGGAAUAACUUCAAAGCCAACUAACCCAAGGAGGCCGGUUGUGCCACCCAAGAAGCCGAUAGCAAAUGCUCUAAGCGGCACUGAAAAUUUAUUGGGAAUCACAUCCAAGCCAACGAAUCCAAGGAGGCCGGUUGUGCCACCCAAGAAGCCGAUACCAAACACGCUAAAACUAAAUGAAAAUAUAUUAGGAAUCACAUCCAAGCCAACGAAUCCAAGGAGGCCGGUUGUGCCGCCCAAGAAGCCGUUACCAAACACUCUUAACGUUAAUGAAAAUAUGUUGGGAAUAACAUCAAAGCCAACUAACCCAAGGAGGCCGGUUGUGCCACCCCUAAAGCAAAUGCCAAAAACGUCAACCAUGGGCGAUAGCUUAUUGGGAAUAAUAUCAAAGCCCACCAAUCCAAGGAGGCCGGUUGUACCACCACGAAAGCAGCAGUCAACCGAUCCAAGCAAUAGUGGGAUUAUUGAAAUGCCAACUACCACAAGGAGAACGGUUGCGUCCCAGCAGCUACCCAAAGGUCCAACGGUGGGAGGGAAUAAGAAUGGACUUAAUUCGAUGCCCGCCUUGGACUGGUUCGAUUAAAGCGCUAGCAUCCCAAUUGUAUCAAGUUUGUAUAAUGCUUGAGAUGCGGAC